Parnassius mnemosyne (clouded apollo) is the source of this 972-nucleotide messenger RNA. The record is from the annotation of a GenBank genome assembly. NCBI's taxonomy places the organism in Eukaryota, Metazoa, Arthropoda, Insecta, Lepidoptera, Papilionidae.
AUGAGAGCAUUUCUCUACAUACUAGCAGUGAUUAUAACAUGCGAUAUUAGUGGCGCCCUUUUUUUGCCGGGCAUGGACUACCCGCAGCAGAAAAGCACAGCAUCAGCGGUGUCAUGGUUUCCUAGAAUAAGACGUUGGCCAGAAUCUACGCAUCGCAUUAUAGACCCUGUCGAAGAUUGUUUUCUAGUAACAUCAGAAGAAGGAGAACUAUUUUACAAAUCACCCUCAAACGAACCAACAGUAUGUGGAAUAUACAUGAUUGCUGAUCCCGACAAGAGAAUCGUCGUUACUUUCAACUAUCUGGAUGUACCGUGCGAGAAUGGAGGACUGGUUGCGUGGGUCGACGGAUGGGAACUUAACGGUCAAGUAUGGCCGUCUGAUGCUUGGGAUGAUGAGCGGCUUGUCGAAUCCUGUGAUCAGCGACCCAAACAUAAGCUGACGUCCAGACAGAACGCUGCACUUAUACAAUACAGAGUGCCAGCCCGGGGAAAAGGAUUCGGUGUCAAUAUAAGACACGUGAAGAAUUCUAAACCAUGCAAUUUGAUGGUAUUUGGCGCCGAGGGUGUCCAUACUCUGCGGAAUCAUGGCGAAACUGGAAAUUGUUCAAUUAUAACAAUAUCACCCUCAACCGUGCGGAUAUUGGAUCUCGACGUCGGACAGUCAAUGAAAAAAGGACUGUUGAGCCUUGAGACUGGGACCAUACAUCACUGCGCAAAACGGGGGAUGCGUGAUUACGUAGACAUCGGCGGCGCCAGUGGCCUAGAUCACACAGAAAUGGAAGUGCUCGAGAGUGUAUGUGGACUGGACUCUAAUGAAGGUCAACGACCCGCUUACAUCGCGUGCGAGGACACCGUAGUUCGCUUAGUGUCCAGUGGGCUAUACAAAAACUCCGUGACACUCGCCUUCGCCCCGUUGCCACUUGAGCAUAUCGAGCACGCCGACUUGAUAUGCGGGAUGAAAUAUGUAAAGUGA